Pieris brassicae (large cabbage white) is the source of this 6223-nucleotide messenger RNA. It is a transcript of the gene alpha-Catr, whose product is annotated as alpha-catulin. Gene Ontology annotation, molecular function: cadherin binding; actin filament binding. The record is from RefSeq and is a predicted model, not a curated record. Lineage: Eukaryota; Metazoa; Arthropoda; Insecta; Lepidoptera; Pieridae. Bases 138 to 2441 code for a protein of 767 amino acids. The transcript has 16 exons. Gene Ontology annotation, biological process: cell adhesion; Rho protein signal transduction.
GGUGAGGGUCCGGCAGUGCCGCGGCGGAGGCAGGCUGAGCGGCGCCCUGCCGCAGCGAUCCGCCCGCGCGUCCACACGUGCGCGCCGACUCAGCGCGCCGCCGCAACGCGGGCCCUUGCUUAACGCACACAAGAGACAUGGACGCGCUAUCCGAUGACGAUGAUUACACGUGCCGGGAGCCCCAGAUCAGCAGUCUGGUUACAACGAGAGGUGAUGCAGCUGGUGGAGCCGCGGUACAGAGAGUAGGAGCUGCCGUCGCGUGCGCAGUGGAACGAUUCGUAGCCGUGGGGGAAACUAUAGCGGAUGACAACCCAGAUGUUCGGCACAGUAUGGUUCUUGCGUGUAAAGAGGCUCGGUCAGCAGGUCGUGCGAUAGAGCGAGUGUGCAGUGGUACUGAUGGUGCGGGGAUGGUGUCAGCUGCGCGGGCGCUACUUGCAGCUGUCACUAGGGUCCUUCUUUUAGCGGAUAUGGUGGUUGUCAGACAAUUACUAUUGGCCAAGGACAAGGUUGCACGUUCAUUGGAUCGUCUGGAGUCGGUGUCCAACUUUGCAGAGUUUGUACGCGCAUUCACGGAGUUUGGAGGAAGUAUGGUGGAACUUGCACGACUUACGGCGGAGCGGAGAGCAGAUUUAAGAGAUGAGAGGCGGAGGGCGCAGGUAGCAGCAGCAAGGAAUGUACUUGAAAGGUCUACGCUGAUGCUUCUGACGUCAUCUAAGACAUGUUUAAGGCAUCCAGGGAGUGCAUCAGCGCGAGAAAAUCGAGAUACAGUUUUCUGUCAAAUGAGACGAGCUAUGGAUCUAAUACAUUACGUUGUUCGAGACGGACUUCCGGGACAUGAAGAGCAAUCACAAGAGGUAACCUACUCUCGUGAUAAAGAGCAGUUGCAACCUUUCUCGGACAGUCAAGAACAGGCAGCUCAAUGGGAAGCAGGAACGGCGUUAGGUGCUUUAAGGGGGCUGACGACGCAGGUUCGGGCAGCAAGAGCAAGGGGUGGCGCUGACGGAUCACGGAGAAGAGCCCUAGCGGCAACAUUGAGAGCUCUAGUCGAACGCACACACGACUUCACAGACUCCGCCUAUACCUCGCACGAACAUCGACAAAGGAUACUGGCCUUAGCUGAACGAAUAGCCUAUGAGUUGGAGAGAUUAGUGUCUGUUGCUGUCUCGUUAGAGGAACAGAGUGUAAGUGGUACAUUAGCAGCAUUGGAAAGCGCUUGUGCGGGUGCAACCACUGCUGCGGGUGAAUUAGAAAGAGCCUUAGUUGCUGCCGCCAGGGAUCAAGCGAGAGAUUUGGCUUCCCUAGCGGAACAAGCUAGAAAAAUAGCUACAGACCUCGCACACAUAGGUAACCUUCGAAGAAAAAUAGCUAGUUCCUGUGGUGAGAGAGAAUCAGAGAGACUGCACAAUAUAGCAAGCCAGCUUCACGAGCAAUUAGAUCAUAUAAUUGAGGUAUGCAAAUUACUUAGGCAUAUAGCGUUGUCGGAGACUCUUCAAGUUAGUGCUAAGUUCGCUGAAAUAAAUUUAAGGAUAUACGGCCCUCAAGUGGUGACGGCAGCGCGGACUCUCGCUGCCCAUCCGGGCAGUGCCGCGGCAAGAGAAAACCUCGAUGUGUUCGUAGAUAUGUGGGCUUGGCUCCUAGCUGAUGCCGCACGCCUAGCUAAAGAACUUUUAGAUUUAACAGACGAAAGACCCGAUAAACAACAAUAUAGUAGUUUACCUAGACCUGGUAAACACGGCACAACUAGUAAACCCUUAAAAGCAGUUCGUCUAGAUUCGGAUGAGCAAGCGAAAAUUGCCAAAUCGGGUCUUGAAAUGAAAAUGAUGUCCUCUGAAAUGGACGCUGAAACUGAAAAGUGGCAGGGCGCAGAUGAAAAUAAUGACAUCGUGAAAAGAGCUAAGAAUAUGUCUUCCAUGGCCUUCGCUAUGUACCAAUUCACAAAAGGUGAAGGUCGACUUAAUACAACGCAAGAUCUCUUCACCCAAGCAGAAUACUUUGCAGAAGAGGCGAAUAGACUUUAUAAAAUUGUUAGACAGUUUUCAUACCAGGUUCCAGCAGGUACAGCUAAGAAAGAGUUGUUGGAACAUUUGGACAGAGUCCCAACGUACGUACAACAGUUACAAUUUACGGUAAAGGAGCCAACGGUCGGUCGAGCCGCAACUUUCAGCAAAGUCGAUAAUGUUAUUCAAGAAACUAAACACCUCAUGAACGUUAUUAGUAAAGUUGUCACGACCUGCUUCGAUUGCGCGAACAAGGUACCUUUGCCGUGGGAGAAGAGUGUGGGAGUUAAAAGGCACCAGAGUGUUGCACCUUACAAAUUGGACUUCACGGGGCUGUCCGCCGGUGGGGCUGGAGCAAGCCGGACGGCCAGGGACGACGAAGCCGGAGGUGGCGGAGGUACAGAUGCGAAGCCUGGAGGGAGCUCGUCAGAUACGGCCAUGUGACAGUACGGCAUGGGCCGGCGCGGCAAAGGCGACGCGCGCCGGACCAGGGUCAGCUUCCUACUGUUUUAAGCACUUAAACGUCUUAAAACAACUCGUCGCCACUCGGUUCAACAAAGGCAUGUUUAAAAUUACAAACUUAGGUAAAAAUAAUACAAAAACAAAGAUAAAAUGAUAACGUAAGACGUGACAAAAGUGACAAAAAUCACUUUUCACAUGUGUAGUUAGCAACGGGAGCACAAUUCCUUGAGAGUUGAAAUCACUGUAGAACCCAAUGUUUAUUUCACAGUAUUUGCGCUAUGUAUUUUUAACCAAGCCUUGUUCUAAGCAUUAUAUUCAUUAACCUGCGCCUACAGUCUAAUUGAAUUAACUGGUCCGUAAUGGGAUUAUAUCAUCGUGCAAACUGUGUUAUUAAAUAUAAUGCUGUAAACCGAUAAAAAUGUUGAAAAUGUGUUUAAUAAUGUGCAAAUUUUUGCCAUUGUUAUUUGGUUUUCAACAAGUUAAUUUUAAGAUGGAUAGUACGAUAUAGAAAUAAUUUUAAGACCACUUGCGACACACAAGAUCGUUGGUAAUUCGUGAAUAAUGCAGUAAGCCUUCUUAUUGUUAGAGAGCGGACACGCAUAAGGCUGUGGAACUAACAUACCUUAUAAUCGUAAUAUUCUUCUUUCUUGUUCACUGUUCUUAUGUUUCAUAGCGUAGUUCUUCUAAGCAUACACUCGCGUUACGAAUUUUCCAUGGUUAUAAUAAAUGUGAUCGUUAAUUAAGAGUGAAAACGUACAAUAAAUACUUGUUACACUAGAAUAUUGUUACACAAUGUUACAUAAUGAUACAAAGAAGCCUAUUUUUUUUAAUUUUCCCUCUAGCUGACCUAAGUCCAGACCUGUGUAUUAUUCGUUAGGUAGAGAGUUCCUAUUUCUAAGUUUAAUCGACGCUCUAAAUAUGCACCUCUGUGGUCCUGUUGCACCUUUGAGUUACGCACGUUUGCUUUAUGUUUUCGUUGCAUCAGUUUCAACAAGCUACUUCACAAUCACAACACUUCCAUUCCGUGUUACAUGUCUAACUGUAAAUAUAGCAAACGUCAUCGGAUCAACAUUGCAUGAAUGUGAAUCGGAUAAAAUAGAUGUGUGUUGCAUGUGUGUGACAAUGGUUAUGGAUGUCGUACUUCAUCUUAACGGGAAGACGUUUAGGAUAAACAUGAUGGAACUUGACUCUGGUGGUUUCCACCACCACGUCGCCUUGGAACAGAUGUUAUAUAGACCGAAUGAAGGAACGCAUUGGCAAGUUUAAUGUUGCAUGAUCUGUGUUUGCUAAAUGUACAUCGCUCGGCAUGUCGCUCGCAAUAAUAAACAAAAACAUAUCUACUGCUUAUCGGGGGUAAUGUUAUUUAGUGUUUAAGUGACUUCAAGGUUUGCAACUCGGAUAUCACGCUUCGCUAAGUUGCUUAGGCUAGAGUCAAAUGUUGAUUUAUACAUAUCAGCGACUGUAACACCAAUUUUUUUUUAAUCUUUAUACAUUUAUCGACAAAUAUACCUACUAGAUAUAACACCGCAAUAAACAUUAAUCAACGAAAUAUUUAAACAUAUUAUCACAUGAAUAGAACAAUAAAGACAUUGUUUUUUUAAUAAUUUUAAUUUUGAUAUAAACAAUUGCUUUUUAAAAGGCGUGAGUCUGCUGUAUUCCUAUUUUAUAAAACACAAAAGCAAUAAUAUAAAUCUGCAUAUCAAAGUUAUUAUAUAUUUAUUAGGAUAGGAACGUAGAAAUAUUAAAUUCGCUUUUCAGUUAUGUCUUAAAACAUGCCUGUGGUCUACUUCGAUCUGUCUUUCAGGGUCUAUAUAACUCUCGUUUCAUUAUUCUCGAUUUCAAUUUACUUAAUCUAAGAUUAUCUACAUCGAUUUCUAUUUAAUCUUUAAAUCUUCUUAAAAUAUUGUAAGUUAGCUUAAGUUCUUAAAAACGCCUUAAGUUUUAUUCACGAACAAUAUUCGAUUAAUGUAAAGAGCUUUACAAAGCUUUAUCAUAAGAGUUGUGAAUCGAAAUCGUGGCCACGUAACGUUUAGACUCAAGUUUAGUAUAGAAUGCCUUCGAUCUUAAUUAUAAAUCUAAUUUUAUAAGAGUUUUCAUAUAGUUAUUCCGAUAAAGCAAGCUCUAAAUGACGAUUUGUAAGGCUUAUAUUAGGUACAGAUGCUAAGUAUGCAGUUUUACGUACAAAUCACGUUACUUUUCUAAUAUAUUUUUUAAAUACAUGUUUAAGUUUAAACGUAACAAAUACAGUGUACGUUAUUGACAAAUCAUGGCAUUAGGAACUUGCUUAUAACGUUGUAACUAUGUUCAUGACCAAUGUAAUUACCAUAAGCUAGAGAUUUGUAGUGCAGUAGGCUUAUACGGAUCGCAGACAACCUCAUGUUCAAAUUAGAUCGCUCGGUGAAUGACACAUACAAUAGCCGUCGUGCCUCUUAUAGUAGAUAUGGCUAGAUGCAAGCAUCGCCACGCAAUACCUUAAUUGUAUAAAUUUAUGUUCUGUGAACGUACAGAUGUCAAGUUUAGGCUUGUAUUUCGGAAGUGCAGUUGACAGUAUGAAUUUUGUGUAGGUAAUGCAAUAAUAAAUAUACACAUCUGUACGUGUUCAAGAAAAUUAAUGUACAAAUCACAUUACGUACUGCCUAUUGUUAGCAACACUAGAAUAUUAGAUACAUCCUUCAGCUUUUAGACGCGAGGUUUACAUCGGCGAAAAGAAACAAAAAUGUUUACGAACAGAUUUAACUGCGUGGCUGUUAACUUUCAAUGAGAAUAGAUCGUAGGUACGUCGUCAGUAACUUGCGUGAAAAGCCACUUGGCUAAAGGCUGAGAUGUAUCAUAAAGGUAAUAUUACCAUAACCGUGACUUCCAUUGCAUUUAUAACCAGCUAGAUAAGUGACGUAGAUAGCUAUACAGAUUUGUGAUAUUACGAGUUAAUUGAUAUUUAGUACAACGUCCUUUAUCGUUUCAAUAUUUAGAAUAGUGGGACACGAAAUGAACACCAAUAUAAAAUCAUAGUGAUUAGUUAUUAUACAUAUUUGGUAAAUUAAGAUAAUAUAGAGAGCAGCUGUUAGUCAUGAUGCAUGGUUUUUGCUAAUUAUCAAAUUUCUCUUAUUAAAACGAAGAUAUAAAUAGAUAUAUUCUGCGUUGGUCUAUAAAAUGUUUAAAAAAAUAUUUACAAAAUAUCGCACAUUAAUAAAUUAAUUUAUUAAUAUUCUUAAAUAGAAAUUUAAAUAUCUGCUUCGAAUCCCGAUUUUAUAGAUUUCUAGUUUCUGAUAUAUAUUUAAAAUUAGGACUAGUGGGUAAUUGGCUUUCCAUUUAUUUUUUCUAAAGUGUAAACGUUGGUAACCCUGAAGGAAUAAACCCCAGAAACGAAUGUAAAUAUUUAUGAUAGAUCGUUCUCGUCUACGCGUUUUGUGUCGUAUUUAAAUCAACUCAAUAUUUUAAUAAGAGUGGAAAAUUAGGUAUUGUCGAAACUGUUGUGAUUGUUAUCAUAUACAAUGUUGCAUUUUCAUUAAAAUAUAGUAUAUUUUCAAUAGGGCUGCCAAAGUUUAAUAUGAAUAGACGUAGUCACGAUAUUUACGUCAUCAAGAAUUGAGGUUGUAUGUGGAAUAAUGUAUUUUAAUGUUUGAUUAUGAAGUUAUUAUGUGACUGCCAAAAUCGUUUAAGAAAUUAGACAUUAAAAAGAAUUAUACUAAAUUGUCAAAUUACUUAUACUGCGUUGGCAUGUGCAUAACUGUAUUUACUUAUUGAAUAAAAAGUAUUCGUAAUAA